AAAAAUUCAUAAAACUGAAUAAAUAAAAUUGUGUUGCAAUUUUAUAUUUGAUUUUAUUGAAAAUUGUCAUACUGUUUAAUUGAAUAUCAUCAAAGAUCAAUAAUGUAUUUCAAUGGUUUGCCUAGGGAUACAAUGAUAAUUGCCAAACGAAAAUUUUCACAAAAAACAACAUUGAAAGAUCAAUUUGAAGUAGUAUGGGAAUUGACAGCUCCAUAUGUUGACAUAAAUCGUGAUAAAAUUAAUAAUAAAACAGUUGGUCAGUCAAUGAUCUGGAGGGAAAUUGGUAAUAAAGAAUAUACUACUGCACAAAAUAAAGAUUAUUUACGUAAAUCAAUUGAAGCAUACACCAAAAGUAUUGCUUUUGCACCAGUUGGAUCCAGUGAAUUGUCAUUGGCUUAUGCAAAUCGUUCAGCUGUAUUAUUCAGAGCAAGACUCUAUGAAGAUUGUCUUCUUGACAUUGAACGUGCAUUAAAGGCAGGCUAUCCAGAUAAAUUAAAAACAAAAUUAUUUUUACGUCAAUCAUUGUGUUUCAAAGCAUUGAAACCAAGUUCAGAUAUUGAACCAGGUAUGUCAAUGGCCAGUGCAAUGCAAUGGCUUCCUGACUUGAAAAAAUAUAAUCCAACAUACGACAUCAACAAAGAGUAUCCAAAGAUGAUCAAGGAACUUAAAGAACCACGUGAAAUUGUUAGAUAUUCACCAGAAAUAAAAAAUGAUAAUGCAAUAAUAGUUGGUGGAUCUGAUGCAAUUGAAUUGAAACAAACUGAAGAAAAUGAUCAACACAUUGUUGCAACAAGAGACAUCAAAUCUGGUGAAUUUAUAUAUAUUUCUGAGCCAUUUGCUGUAACAAUUAAUAGUAACAUGCUUUUUACCAAUUGUUGGCAUUGUGCUCGCCAAACUUGGGCUGGUAUACCAUGUGAUAAUUGUCCAAACAUUGUAUAUUGUUCUGAUUUAUGUAAAAAAAAAGCAUGGAAUAGUUAUCAUAACAUUGAAUGUUUAAUAUUAGGAUCACUUUUAAAAUGUGACGAUAUAGAAACAGAAACAUUAAUGGCAGUAAAAAUGAUUUUAAAAACACUAAACUCAGCAGGUGAUUUAAAAAAAUUAAAAAAAAUCAUCGACAAUAUUGACUCGGAUAAAAAUAAAGAAUUUGUCAUUACCAAAUGUAUUCUCGAUUUGAAUAGUAUUGAUAAUAUUAAUCGACUUGGUUAUCUUUUAAAGCCAUCGAAUGAUUGUUCAUUCCAAUUAACAUUACAUGCUGUAUGGAUUGUUUAUGUUUUUUCUCAAAAAACAAAUAUAUUUGGUCAAAAAAUGACAAUGAAAAAUUUGAUUAAAAAUAAAAAAACAUUGAUUUUGGGAGAAUUAAUAUCGCGAUACUUGAUGAUGGCCUAUCGCAAUGGUCAAUUGUUUGUAGAUAUAUCACUUGGUAGUGACCUUGCUGCAUCAAGUGUCAUGAUGCCAAUUUGUAAGAUAUUUAAGAAAAGCUGUGAUUCAAAUAUCGAUUGGAUUUACCUGGGUUCUAACAUUGGAUUUUAUGCCAGUAAACCAAUAAAGCAAGGAGAACCGAUAUCCAUGAGUACUUUUGGACAAUAUCAUUCAGUAUCAAAAGCUAAACGGUAUAUGGCAUUUGAAUCCUCUACUGAUGAUCCUGUACCAUGUAAAUGUAUAGCAUGUAUUGAAAAUUGGCCAACCCUAGAUUAUCUUCCAUCUUACGAGAGCAUGGUGUUGCCAGCAAGUAUAAAGAAAGAAUUAAUUUCUAUGACACGAAAGGCAGGAGGGUUGCGAGAUCGCAUCUAUUAUCACGCAGAUACCAGAGAAUUAUUGACAAUGAAGGAUACCUUGAAUAGCAUGAAUGAUAAAUAUCAUCAAUACAUCACUGUUCCUUGUCAGGAAGUAUCAAUAUUAAAUAUUGUAAUGAAAACGUUGUAUUGUCGACUACAUACAGUUUAUGAUAUUGUUCAAUAAUUAUUUCUCAACGAAAAAAUACAGAUACAUUUUCAAUAUCAUCAACAAGAUAAAUGAAAAAUCAACAUUAGUUAAAU
Messenger RNA from Aphidius gifuensis, 2036 nucleotides. RefSeq names its product SET and MYND domain-containing protein 4-like. The record is from RefSeq and is a predicted model, not a curated record. Gene Ontology annotation, molecular function: protein binding. The transcript is spliced from 5 exons. Bases 103 to 1959 code for a protein of 618 amino acids. NCBI's taxonomy places the organism in Eukaryota, Metazoa, Arthropoda, Insecta, Hymenoptera, Braconidae.